AAAGAGGAAUCGGAAAGCAGACGGGCGGGAGCGAGAGAGAGAGAGAGGAGGUAAGAAGUCAGCCGGCCAUGGAAUCCAACAUCGGCAGCCUCAUUUUUAGUGUCCUUGCAAGUGAGGAAGCUUCGUUGAGGGAAGUAUCCCGUCGGAAAAUCGCGGGUAUAGAGAGAAAGAAGAGAACACGAAUCUUCUAAAGCCUUUUCUGGCCAUUUCCAGCGCCCACAAGGACGGGCAAGACUUCCCUUAGCAUCCCUUAGCUCCAGAGAGACUAUGCGACCGGCGGUGCAGCGUGUGAGUUGCCGGAGAAGUAGAUCGAUUUUUGGAUAACUGAAACUUUGAGCCUUCGAUUUGUUCGAUUGGGCGACUUUCUGGGCACGUGACUGGUAUAGGAGUGACUAGCAGAGUAUUGCGAGUUCGGUGGUGUGAGCAGCUUCGCCGUACGCUGCUGUAGGAGGCGACGCGUGGACGCGCUGAUGAGGGGGACCCGCGACAAUUUGGUCCAGCAGCUUUUUUUCCCUCCUUUUCAGUUUUAUUCAGUCCUUUGAGCUUAGUUCCAUUUGGAAAUUAUGGUUCGUGGAAGAGAUGCAUGUUGGGAGCACUGUGUUCUUGUGGAUGCAACAAGACAGAAGGUGAGAUGUAAUUAUUGUCAUAGGGAAUUCAGUGGAGGUGUUUACCGGAUGAAGUUUCAUUUGGCACAAAUAAAAAACAAAGACAUAAUCCCCUGUGGAGAAGUCCCAGAUGAUGUGCGAGAUCAUAUUCAAAGUAUUCUAAGCAUUCCUAAGAAGCGGAAAACUCCCAAGAAACAAAAGGUGGAUCGAGCCGCCAACGGUCAACAAAAUAGCUCUUCAGCUAGUGGUGGCUUACAUCCUAACCAUGGGUCCAGUGGCCAACAUGGUAGUACCUGCCCAUCUUUGUUAUUUCCACGACCCUCACCUAGUGCACAACCAGUAGUGGAUGAUGCUCUGAAGCAAAAACAGGAUAAUGCAGAUAAAAAAAUUGCACUGUUUUUCUUACAUAAUUCUAUUGCUUUUAGUGCUGCUAAAUCGAUGUAUUAUCAAGAGAUGUUUGAUGCUGUAGCUGAGUGUGGGGUGGGUUACAAAGCUCCAAGUUAUGAAAAGCUGAGAUCCACCCUAUUGGAAAAAGUGAAAGGUGAUAUACAUGAUUUGUACAAGAAAUAUAGAGAUGAGUGGAAAGAAACAGGUUGCACGGUCUUGUGUGACAGCUGGUCUGAUGGUAGAACCAAAUCAAUUCUUGUAAUUUCAGUUGCAUGCCCCAAAGGAACACUAUAUUUGAAGUCGGUUGAUAUAUCCGGUCAUGAAGAUGAUGCUAAUUACUUGUUUGAAUUGCUUGUCUCGAUUGUCUUAGAAGUUGGUGUGGAAAAUGUUAUACAAGUAAUAACUGAUAAUGCUGCCAGUUAUGUUUAUGCCGGGAGGCUUCUCAUGGCCAAGUACAGCUCCUUGUUUUGGUCACCUUGUGCGUCUUACUGUAUUGAUAAGAUGCUGGAAGAUAUCAGUAAACUAGAGUGGGUGGGAACAGUCUUGGAGGAGGCAAAUACCAUCACUAGGUACAUAUAUGAUCAUUCAUGGACCGUAAAUAUGAUGAGAAAGUUCACAGGUGGAAGGGAUUUGGUCAGGCCUAGAAUCACUAGAUUUGUGAGUAAUUAUCUUUCCUUGAGGGCCAUUGUUAUCCAGGAGGAUAAUUUAAAGCAUAUGUUCUCUCAUUCAGAGUGGUUAUCAUCCAUACAUAGCAGACGUCCAGAUGCUCAAGUCAUUAAAUCUUUGUUGUUUCAAGAUCGGUUUUGGAAGUUUGCACAUGAAGCUGUUAGUGUCUCUGAACCACUUGUUAAAAUUUUAAGGAUUGUUGAUGGAGACAUGCCAGCUAUGGGGUAUAUUUAUGAAGGAAUAGAGAGGGCAAAGGCUGCAAUCAAGGCAUUUUAUAAGGGCAUUGAAGAAAAAUAUAUGCCAAUUUGGGAUAUAAUUGAUCAAAGAUGGAAUAUACAGCUCCACUCGCCUUUGCAUGCUGCAGCAGCAUUCCUUAACCCGUCAAUUUUCUACAACCCAAAUUUUAAAAUUGAUUUACGGAUGAGGAAUGGGUUUCAAGAAGCUAUGAUCAAGAUGGCUACUUCAGAUAAAGAUAAAGUAGAAAUCACCAAAGAGCAUCCAAUGUUCAUAAAUGCUCAAGGUGCUCUUGGUACUGAUUUUGCAAUCAUGGGCAGGACAAUGAAUUCUCCAGGUGAUUGGUGGGCUGCAUACGGCUAUGAAAUUCCCACUCUGCAGAGAGUUGCUAUAAGAAUACUUAGCCAACCUUGUAGUUCCCACUGGUGCAGAUGGAAUUGGAGCACCUUUGAGAGCAUUCACUCCAAGAAACGCAACAAAAUGGAGCUUGAAAAGUUAAAUGAUUUGGUUUUUGUGCACUGUAAUCUUUGGUUAGAAUCAAUCAGCCAAAGUAGGAAUGGAAAGUGUAAACCUAUUAUACAUGAUGAAAUAGAUGUUAAUUCUGAAUGGCCCACUGAACUGGAAUCUUCAACCCCUCUCUUGGAUAAUUCAUGGCUGGACAAUUUGCCUCUUGAGUGUAGAGACAGUACUUGAAAUUGUAUAUAUAAAAGAAAAAAACAUGCACAUAUUCAAAUUA
Messenger RNA from Hevea brasiliensis (rubber tree), 2628 nucleotides. RefSeq lists its product as uncharacterized. The transcript is spliced from 3 exons. Bases 564 to 2585 code for a protein of 673 amino acids. Gene Ontology annotation, molecular function: protein dimerization activity; DNA binding. The record is from RefSeq and is a predicted model, not a curated record. Lineage: Eukaryota; Viridiplantae; Streptophyta; Magnoliopsida; Malpighiales; Euphorbiaceae.